Messenger RNA from Populus euphratica (Euphrates poplar), 1065 nucleotides. RefSeq names its product putative disease resistance protein RGA4. Lineage: Eukaryota; Viridiplantae; Streptophyta; Magnoliopsida; Malpighiales; Salicaceae. The transcript has 2 exons. Gene Ontology annotation, molecular function: ADP binding. The coding region runs from base 61 to 978 and encodes 305 amino acids. The record is from RefSeq and is a predicted model, not a curated record.
UCCCAUCAUCAUUGCUUCUCUCUCUCUCUCGCUCACUUUCCAAUCAGAACUAGAAAGACGAUGGCUGAGGCACUUGUAUCUCCGAUCUUGGAGCAGUUAACCACGAUCUUUGUUCAACAGGUACAAGAAGAGGUGAACCUGGUAGUGGGUGUGAAGAAACAAUGUGACAAGCUGAAAAGCAAUCUCCUUGAUAUCCAAUCUGUCCUUGAAGAUGCAGAUAGAAAACAAGUUAAGGAUAAGGCUGUAAGAGAUUGGGUAGACAAGCUCAAAGAUGCGUGUUAUGAUAUGGAUGACGUGCUAGAUGAAUGGAGCACUGCAAUUCUUAGAUGGAAAAUGGAGGAAGCUGAAGAAAAUACUCCCAGCCGACAGAAGAUACGGUGUUCAUUCCUGGGAUCUCCUUGCUUUUGUUUCAAUCAAGUGGUUCGACGUCGUGACAUUGCCCUGAAGAUCAAAGAAGUUAGUGAAAAAGUGGAUGACAUUGCCAAAGAGAGAGCUAAGUAUGGCUUUGAUCUGUACAGAGCCACUGAUGAACUCCAGCGACUAACAACUACCUCCUUUGUUGAUGAAUCAAGCGUGAUUGGUCGAGAUGGUGAAAAGGGAAAUGUUGUGAGCAAGUUGGUGGCUGAAAGUAGUCAAGAAGCACGGGACGUGGAUGUCAUCUCUCUAGUAGGGCUGGGCGGAAUUGGAAAAACUACUCUCGCCCAACUAGCUUUUAAUGAUGCUGAGGUUACGGAUCAUUUUGAGAAAAAGAUAUGGGUGUGUGUUUCAGAUCCAUUUGAUGAGGUUAGAAUAGCCAAAGCUAUCCUUGAGCAGCUUGAAGGCAGACCAACGAAUCUGGUUGAAUUGCAAUCCCUUUUGCAAGGGGUUUCUGAAUCCAUUAAGGGAAAGAGGUUCCUUCUUGUCCUUGAUGAUGUAUGGACAGAAAAUCGUGGACAAUGGGAAAAACUGAAACCAUCUCUCACAGGCUGUGCACGAUGAAGCAGAAUUCUAGUGACCACUCGUAAGGGCACUGUGGCAACGAUUAUGGGAACUGACCACCAGAUCAAUGUUGAGAAAUUGUCUGAG